Gavialis gangeticus (Gharial) is the source of this 5068-nucleotide messenger RNA. RefSeq names its product dual specificity tyrosine phosphorylation regulated kinase 1A (gene DYRK1A). The record is from RefSeq and is a predicted model, not a curated record. The transcript has 13 exons. NCBI's taxonomy places the organism in Eukaryota, Metazoa, Chordata, Crocodylia, Gavialidae. Gene Ontology annotation, biological process: positive regulation of DNA-templated transcription; peptidyl-threonine phosphorylation; protein autophosphorylation. Gene Ontology annotation, cellular component: nucleus. Bases 179 to 2449 code for a protein of 756 amino acids. Gene Ontology annotation, molecular function: transcription coactivator activity; protein serine/threonine kinase activity; protein serine/threonine/tyrosine kinase activity.
CCCCGGCCCCGAGCGCCGCCGCCCGCGCACGAAAACUCUAAGUCACCCAGAAGAUAUGAGUUUGACAUAAGAAUUACUGAGUAAAAUUCUGUGGCCUGUGUUUAUGUAGAAGUGUGGUUUGCUGCUGGACUCUUCCCCCCACACCCCCACAGGAUGAUAUGAGACUUGAAAGAAGACGAUGCAUACAGGAGGAGAGACUUCAGCAUGCAAACCUUCAUCUGUUCGGCUUGCACCGUCAUUUUCAUUCCAUGCUGCUGGCCUUCAGAUGGCUGGACAGAUGUCCCAUUCACAUCAGCAGUACAGUGAUCGUCGGCAGCAGAACAUAAAUGACCAACAGGUUUCUGCCUUAUCGUAUGCUGACCAGAUUCAACAACCUCUAACCAAUCAGAGGCGGAUGCCCCAAACUUUCCGUGAUCCAGCUUCGGCUCCUUUGAGGAAACUCUCCGUUGAUUUGAUCAAAACAUACAAACACAUUAAUGAGGUUUACUAUGCAAAAAAGAAGAGGCGGCACCAACAGGGCCAAGGAGAUGAUUCCAGUCACAAAAAAGAGCGGAAAGUUUACAAUGAUGGCUAUGAUGAUGACAAUUAUGACUAUAUCGUGAAAAAUGGGGAAAAGUGGAUGGAUCGUUAUGAAAUUGACUCUUUAAUAGGCAAAGGUUCCUUUGGACAGGUUGUAAAAGCUUAUGAUCGUGUGGAACAGGAGUGGGUGGCUAUUAAAAUUAUAAAGAACAAGAAGGCUUUCUUAAAUCAAGCCCAGAUUGAAGUGCGACUUCUCGAGCUUAUGAACAAACAUGACACUGAAAUGAAAUACUAUAUAGUGCAUUUGAAACGCCACUUUAUGUUCCGAAACCAUCUCUGCUUAGUCUUUGAAAUGCUGUCCUACAACCUCUAUGACCUGUUGCGGAACACCAACUUCAGAGGUGUCUCACUGAACCUGACACGAAAGUUUGCGCAGCAGAUGUGCACUGCACUGCUUUUCCUGGCGACUCCUGAACUUAGUAUCAUUCACUGUGACCUAAAACCUGAGAAUAUCCUGCUGUGUAAUCCCAAACGGAGCGCUAUCAAGAUUGUUGAUUUUGGCAGUUCUUGCCAGCUUGGACAGAGGAUAUACCAGUAUAUCCAAAGUCGUUUUUAUCGAUCACCGGAGGUGCUACUGGGAAUGCCUUAUGAUCUUGCAAUUGACAUGUGGUCCCUUGGGUGUAUUUUAGUUGAAAUGCAUACUGGAGAGCCUCUUUUUAGUGGAGCAAAUGAGGUGGAUCAAAUGAAUAAAAUAGUGGAAGUUCUAGGGAUACCACCUGUUCAUAUUCUUGACCAAGCACCAAAAGCAAGAAAGUUCUUUGAGAAGUUGCCAGAUAGCACUUGGAACUUAAAGAAGACCAAAGAUGGAAAAAGGGAGUACAAACCACCUGGAACUCGUAAACUUCACAACAUACUUGGAGUUGAAACGGGGGGACCAGGUGGACGUCGUGCUGGGGAAUCGGGUCAUACUGUAGCUGACUACUUGAAGUUUAAAGACCUCAUCUUAAGGAUGCUUGACUAUGAUCCCAAAACUCGAAUUCAACCAUACUAUGCCCUGCAGCACAGCUUCUUUAAGAAAACAGCAGAUGAAGGUACAAAUACAAGUAACAGUGUGUCUACGAGUCCUGCCAUGGAGCAGUCACAGUCUUCAGGAACCACCUCUAGCACAUCUUCUAGUUCAGGUGGGUCUUCUGGAACAAGCAACAGUGGAAGGGCACGGUCAGACCCUACUCAUCAGCAUCGUCAUAGUGGCGGACAUUUCACAGCGGCAGUCCAAGCUAUGGACUGUGAAACACAUAGUCCCCAGGUUCGACAGCAGUUUCCUCCUCCACUUGGUUGGACAGCCACUGAAGCUCCUACACAGGUCACUGUUGAAACCCAUCCGGUUCAAGAAACCACCUUCCAUGUAACCCCUCAACAACAGAAUGCAUUACAUCAUCAUCAUGGAAAUAGCUCCCACCAUCACCACCACCAUCACCACCACCACCAUCAUCAUGGACAACAAGCCUUGGGUAGCCGGACCCGGCCAAGGGUCUACAAUUCUCCAACAAACAGCUCCUCCACCCAGGAUUCUAUGGAGGUGGGCCAUAGUCACCACUCCAUGACGUCCCUGUCUUCCUCAACUACUUCUUCCUCUACAUCUUCCUCCUCUACUGGUAACCAAGGCAAUCAAGCCUAUCAGAACCGCCCAGUGGCUGCUAAUACCUUGGACUUUGGACAAAAUGGAGCUAUGGACGUGAAUUUAACAGUCUAUUCUAAUCCGCGCCAAGAGACUGGCAUAGCUGGACAUCCAACGUACCAGUUUUCUGCUAAUACAGGUCCUACUCAUUACAUGACUGAAGGGCACCUUGCAAUGAGGCAAGGAAUUGAUAGAGAAGAGUCUCCCAUGACAGGAGUUUGUGUUCAGCAAAGUCCUGUGGCUAGCUCGUGACUAAACUGAAACUAAGUUUGUUUCUUGUGUGUUUUUAUAGAAGUGGUGUUUUUCCAAAAACAAAGUGCAAAGCUGCUUGAAUCAGAAGGAGAUAAACUCACUGAACCGCUACAGGAGGGCAAAGCUGACUAUUUUUUUAAACUUGAAAAGUUUGCAAAGGGACAAUGAAGUUUUUUAAGAGCCAUGUCCAAACCCACCUUUAUGGAUAGCUUAGAGGUGUCGUCUCACCUUUUGCUUCCCCCAUUUUAACUUGCCACAACUUAGUCAUAGUUAUUUUUUGUCUCAUUCAACAGGGGUUAAUGUUCAAAUGUUGGUCUUAGUUGCAAACUAGUUUCUUUUUAAAGGCACUGCACACGAUUUACAUAAAAGGGCCCUUUCAGAUUUUAGGGGGUGGGAGAAUAAGUAUUAUGUGUGUAUGUGUGUGGAUUUUUUUUUUUGGUUUUUGUUUUUUUAACUUCCCCAAACACACAUGGGCACAGAAUUGCAGUACUGUAAGGAAGAGGGACCUUCAAAUUACACAAAUAUAUAAUCUUCAGCUGUAAAAAGGGACGGUUGUAAUGGAGUUUGUAAGGCACAUUAAGCAUGCUAAAUGGCGGUGAUCAGAACUCUCCUUAUCUGAAUCUACUGAGGAUCAAAGCAGCAAUUAUAAUGGGAUUCUGUGUGUCUCGUAUUUAGAGACCACAGUCAGCUAGUAUUGGAAUAUAACUGGUCUCAGAACUAAGGUGCACUGAGAAGCAAUCAACGGGUCGGUCCUGGCCAGUCCUGGGGAGGUUUAAGUGGUGGUCUUUGGGAUAACCUUUGGCCUUAUGGAUUUGGACUCUAAGUUAGAAGAGCCUACCAUUUCAGAUGCAAUCACUUUUGGACAUGCAUUUGCAGACAGUCCUUAAUGCUGAAAACACAGAGAAUGGGUAAUUCAAGAGGCCUUUCUUUUAAAAUAGACUUUUGUGACCCACUUAUUGUAAGGUAUUGCAAGGUCACUUUGCGUGUGUCAUAAAGUUGACUUCCUUAUUGGUUGAAGGUCACAGAAGUAGUGGUUUGCGUUUGAUGGAAAUAGCUACAACUGUGUCCCUUCUUGCUUUUUACUUUUUUCUUUUGCUUUUUCUCGGCACGUGGUUUCUCCACCAUUACUUCUGCACAAAGAUGUCUUCUGUUCAUCCUGAACAUUUUUAAAAAUGCAGAAUUUUAUGUGACUGCUUUUUUGCCUCACAAUUAUGCUGUGAAUUUUACAAAAAUUUAUUUUCUUUUUUGAUAAUUUAUUGUACCAAAGCUGUUUUUAUAGCACAUAGAUGUCUGUAACCAAUAAUGUAGCAGUUCUGCACUUUGACACAAGGUGUAACUAGACCAUUUUUAAAUGUCAGUUGAAAAUUAUGGCUGUACUAUUGCUUAAACAAAACUGGAACUGUUGUUGAAUUCAUAGCCAAUACAUUUACAGCAAUCUCUGUGCUGAACAUAAUAGAUUGACAUCUAAUUCAAGACUGUAACAUCUGUUACAUUAUAAAUACGUUCAGGCUUCUGAAGGUAAAAGGGACACUAGAUACAGAAGCUAUGAAACCAGCAAUUGAUUCUUGUAUUCCGUAUUAACAUAAAUGUAAACUUGAAGGCAAGACCUUGGUUGCAUGAACAGGUCCAAAACAAUAGUAUGAGUAAAGCAAAAAGCUCAUGUGAGACCUGAGGUUAGCAGGCUGUAUUUAACAGGUGCCUAAUUUUUGGGUUAUGCUGCCUUAAUAUAACACAGUCAGCUUGGCAGUUGCUAAAUUUUUGGGCCCAUAUAAAGAUUUAUAUAUAUUAUGAUUAAAAACUCAGCAAACUAAAUAGAAAAGGUAGGGUAAUUUGGUGAUUACCCAUCCCAUAUUGCCCAUUAUCUAUUACAGAAGCAGUGAUCUACCUCUGCCAAUAAACCCUUUAAAAACUAAUGCAGCAUAAGACUAUCCCAUCACUCAUACUGGUCAAUUCCAUGUGGCUAAUGAAAUCAGAUUUUUCUGAACAAAAGCUGAGGGUUUUGUACUUAAAAUGACAACACAGCAGCUGAAUAUUGUCUGCAUAUGAAUGAAUACUUGGGGUUAUCAGUUUUUGUAAACCAGAACUUUUUUUAUCAAGGGAUCCAUAUUUCUUUUGUACUGAAAUGUCAAGCUUGUGGUUGAAAGCAUUUUUGAACUCAGUAGUUAAGAAAAGUUUAUGGUGAUUGAAAGGUUGUCAUCUUACAAAUGGAGUGCUGAGUUUAGCAAUAUAAAAAGGAAUCCAAUACUUACUGCUGUCUAGGAAUAUAAGGGUAAUAUAAAAUAUCGGUAAUAUUUUUUGUGCUGGUUGCCACACUUUAGCAAGCACCAAAAAUCAAAACCGUUUAAAAAUUACAUAGAGAAGAAAUCAUAAAAUCCAAUGCUUCUGCAUACUGUGUUAUGUUACAGUCCAGUUUUGUGUGCUUUACUACACAGUUUGGUUACAGGACUUCUGUGCAUUGUAAACAUAAACAGCAUGGAAAAGGUUAAAUACCUGUGUUCAGAUUGUAAGAUCUAGUCCGGACUUGCUGUGUAUAUUGUAACGUUAAAUGAAAAAGACAAGCCCUUUGUAUUAUAGUCAUGCAGUCUUAUGUAUGAUAAACAGUUGAAUAAUUUGUCCUCA